UUUUGCUUUAUGCCUUUUUGUUCCUUCCACACAUUUAGUCCCAACAGCCCAGGACCACCAUCUGCUGCUCCCGAAGCAGAGGCUCAAACAACGGCGUCAAGCCUGGAGCUUUAAGACAACAACGGGGAUUCCCGUUAAAAGCACCAAGGUUCCCAAGACAUCGGAUUAGCUGAGUGAAAUUCAUCACUGAAGCUAAGACCACCGUUGUUGCCGCCAUCCAGUCCAAACAAAGUCUCAUAAAUCAGAACAAAAUGGUGCAGAACAAGAUCACGGAAGUUACUGGAUUCCAUCGCUCUUUUAAGGGUCAAAAUCCCUUUGAAUCGGAGGAAUUUUCCAAAACCGGAUCCCAUCUUCUUGAUACGGCCUUUAACUUUGAUUGUUCUGCCCGACUUGACAUGCCAUUCAGCCAGCCCAUUGACAUCCCUGAUGCUAAGAAGAGAAACAAGAAGAAAAAGAGAUGCAGGGCAACAGACAGCUUCUCAGGGCGAUUUGAGGAUGUAUACAAACUGCAGGAUGAGGUACUGGGGGAAGGGGCCUAUGCCAGGGUCCAAACUUGCAUCAGCCAAAUCACCCAUAAAGAAUAUGCUGUGAAGAUCAUUGAGAAGAGGCCAGGACAUAGCAGGAGUCGUGUUUUCAGAGAGGUCGAAAUGCUGUACCAGUGCCAGGGCCACAGAAAUAUUCUGGAGCUGGUGGAAUUCUUUGAGGAUGAGGACAAGUUUUACCUUGUGUUUGAGAAGCUGAGAGGAGGCUCCGUCUUGGCCCACAUUCACAGGAGGAGAUACUUCAGCGAGCAGGAAGCCAGCAUUGUGGUGCAGGACAUUGCGAGUGCUCUGGACUUCCUUCACAAUAAAGGUAUGGCCCACAGAGACCUGAAGCCUGAAAACAUCUUGUGUGAACAUGAGCACAGGAUUUCUCCUGUGAAGAUUUGUGAUUUCGAUCUGGGCAGUGGAAUUAAACUUAACAGUGACAGCUCUCCCAUCUCCACCCCAGAGCUACUCACUCCAUGUGGUUCAGCUGAAUACAUGGCCCCAGAAGUGGUUGAAGCCUUUAACGAGGAGGCCACAAUCUAUGAUAAGCGCUGUGACCUGUGGAGCCUGGGGGUCAUCCUUUACAUCAUGUUGAGCGGUUACCCUCCAUUCGUGGGUCGCUGUGGAAGUGACUGUGGUUGGGAGAAUGGAGAACCUUGUCAAGCGUGUCAGAACACCUUGUUUGAAAGCAUCCAGGAGGGAAAGUAUGAGUUUCCAGAUAAAGAGUGGGCUCAUAUUUCCUCCAGCGCCAAAGACCUCAUUUCCAAACUGCUUGUGCGAGACGCCAAGAAACGUCUCGGCGCUGCUCAGGUUCUCCAGCACCCCUGGGUACAAGGGGGUGCACUUGACUGUCUCCCCUCCUCCAUCCUGCCCCAAAGGAACAGCAACACUAAGGACUUGACGUUCUUUGCGGGCAAGGCAGUUGCCAUGAACCGGCAACUGGCUGAGCAAGACGACCUGGAAGAGCAGCAGCUGCAGGACCCUCCUCAUGUUGUCACGGCUGGUGCCACAUCUAUGCGCAUUUCCCCUCCUUCUAACUCCAAACUGGCCAAGAGAAGACAGAGGAACAGCCUGCUGAGGGGGGCGCCUGUUUCUGCAUCCGAGCUCAGGCAGCUCCUGGCACCGCUGGUCAUUGUGGGAGACUGUGCUUGAUUGGUUGAGCUGGGCUUCCCAAUUUUCCAAUUUCAGAUGGACAAAUGAAAGACUGAGUAUCUGCUACCUUUGUGCAAACAUCCCUCUCCCUUUCCUCUGUUCACUUGAAUAAGACCCAACUAUUUACCAAACAAUGGUUUGGUUCAGGCCUGUCCCAAAUCCAGUUAGAUCCCUUAAGCACUGUCGCAAGAGCUCCAACAGCACUUUGAUCAACUCUCAACAGCCCGGGAACAACGGUCACCUGGACAGCUCUAGGCAUUUGAACUAGACUGGGUUUAGGAUAGAGUCUGGGUUACAUCAGCCAUUCUGAAAUUUGUCUCAAGGCAGAGCAUAAAAUACCAGCUCAUAUACCAAAGGUCUAAUACCCCUACACAAACCUCUUUUUUUUUUGUUUUUGUUUUUUUUUGUGCUGCUUCCACAUUACAACUGGAUCCACUGUGAAUUUUCUCUGCGAGAAAUGCAUUAGUUUUAUGAAUGUUCUGCCUGUACGUUUGCAUGGGUGCUCCCCCCUCCCUUUAAGCAGAUAUCAAAGAUACUAGUGUGUGCUUAUGCAACACCGAUGAAGGCAUUAUUUUAGAGGAGAUCUCAUCUAAGUGGAGCGAAGCUCUGAUAAUAGUGCCUCACCCCAGUUAAUGCAUCCCUGAGUUAUUUAUGAUAUAAAUAACUUUACAGCUCAAAUAAUAAACAAGUUUUAACAGAAAAAUUAAUGUAAGUGCUUUUAUUAACCCCCCUCCAUUAUUUAUUUUUUUUUAAAGAAAAGGAGGGACAAGUCAAAAUAAUUUUUUGUGCUUUACAGCAUUGUGCCACAAAUGCUGUCCAUAUUAAGAUGCUGCACAUAUAUAUACAUUAUUAUUAUUAUUUAUUUUUUAUUUUUUUUGCAAUGCAAGAUUUCCCACCUUGCGAAACUUAGAAUAAAUAGAAUUGGUGAAUACAAUGCAUCCAAACCAAUGUCCAGGAAACCACAAAAGUUCCCCAUAACUGAACUGUCACCAAAAACUGAUGAGAUAUUCCUGAGCGCAACAGGGAUUAAGUGCAUGCUGGGAGACAGCCAGGUGGUUGCACAAGCACACAUUUGCCAAUGUGAAUGACGAUGGCUGGUAUCUGGGAGUCAAGGCAUUGAGCAUGUGGCCUCCAUACUGAGGGGGGCAAUUAUGGUACGGAAAUAUUAAACCAUCACCUUGUGGGUGCCGCCAAAAGUAAACCAUUCUAAAUAUUAAGAGGGGAUGGAGAGAUUUAUUUUCAAAUAGUAUAAAACUUUAAAAAAAAAAUUAAAAAAAAUUAAAAAAAAAUGGAAAAAGCAUUCCAGGAAAAAAAGGAUUUAAAAAAAAAAAAAUAACAAAAAAAAAAGUCUUCCAAGAAAAUUUAGCUGUAUGAGUGAAAUGGUCUAAGAAAGUUUACUUUGGUUUUUAUAUGUUUAUAGUUGACUCCAAUUCAGAGUGUGCCACACUGAUAUUUCAAACUUGUAGAGCUUUGUUUAACUUUUUAUUAAAAAUAUUAUUUUCUAUCUUAUUUUUAAACAGGUGCUGUUUGUUGGAACAAUUUUAUUUCAUUUUUGUAUUGUUUUUUUGUUACUUAUGAAUGUUGAUUAUUUGCUGUAAAGAGAGAGCAGAGUUUAAGUAAAUGUGACUUGAGCAGGAAAAAAGGAAGGAAAAACGAAGGAAGUAAACAAAAGUCUGAUAGUCCUUGCAGAUGUAUUGUUUUACUGUUUUUGCUCUUGCUUUGGAAGUGACUUCAGGGUUGUUCAAACUCCCCUGUUCUCUCUGUAAUUAUUGGUGGCUUGGUUGUUUUAGGGAGAUGCAACUAAUUUUGCCAAAGUGCACAUCUCUAAAAUCUAAUGCUUUAAUGUCAGCACGUGUCUGGGAGUGCUGAGCUUGGAUCAGUUUUAACCAUUCACAUGCUAAAUUCAUAAGACACUGUGGACUUAGUUAAGGGGAGCAUAGAUCACCAUUCUCUGUCAGAGGUGCAUUUGGGCCCAGAGAUCUGGAUUCAAAUUAAGUCUUUAUGAAUCAACAAGCAUUAGUGUCAGUAAGCAUUAGUGUCACCAAUGGGAGCUGAAAUCACCCAAGCAUAUGAUCCUGUUGAAUGUUUUCAGAGCGUCACCAGUUCUUUUGUGUACAGCUCUAAAAUAUAUGAAACCUAAUGGCAAUCCUUGGUUUUGAAGGACCCAUUAUGCUGAUUAUGACACUGAUUGUAACCUAUACAGAUUUUCUUUCUUAUCUUUUAAGAAUCUUUUUACAGAUACAUCUUUGUGGGGGGUUUUAUGUCUUAUAGUAAGACUUAAAUUGUAUGUGCAGCGGUUUCCUCUUGUUUUGUUCAGGAAACUACUUUGCUACAAUGAAUAUGUACAAAUGGAAAACAAAAGCUUUCAUAAGCUGAAAUUUAAAGCAAUCUUUGGUCUGGAAAAUACAAUUUCCGUGACUUUUGUUCAGUAUUUUGUCUUUUUCUCUUUUUGCUUUGUUAUAUUGCAGAUAUCCCAAAUGUUUGGGGUUUGUAUUUUCUGAAGUGUCUGUGGUGCUUGGCCGGUGUCCUGAAAAUAUAUGCUACCUAUCAGGAUGUGCUACCAAUGCUAUAUUUGCUUAGUUUUAGGGUUGGGGUUUGGGGUAGGGUUAGGGUUAGGGCUUAGUGCAGCCUUACACCAUAUCACACUAUCUGAUAUGUAUGUUGGUAGCACAUUCUGAUAGGUAAUAUCUGCCUGACAAGAUGUGCUACUUAGGUUUUUAACACAUGCUGUUGUAGUACAUACCGACAGGUUCUCCCGUGCCUCCCAACAUGUGCUACCCAUGUUUUAACUUUACAUAUUACUGUUUUUACUGCUGGUAACACAUCCUGAGCAGGUAGCACAGAUUGUCAGAACACCAGCCUCAAAAGUCCCUGUGCCUCUGACAGAAGAUUCACCACUGUUUUACCUAUACAGUUGUAUGGGUUGCCUUGUAUUAACAAAUCUGACUUGUAUUCUGAAGAUUUUUUUUAGGGGGGUUUCAGUUGCAAUUAAAUGUCUGUGUUUUACACAUCCCAUUACAAAACAAAUGUAAAAGUAUCGUAAUAUGAUGUCCCACCCUCCACCCAAAGAUUUUUGGGAUAAAAAGUAUUCAGGUGCAUGUUUUUUUUUUUUUUUUUUUUAAUAUGACUCUCGAGCCUGAAGUCAAUUGUUUUUGGAGUGUUUCAACACACAUUAAGAGCACUGUUUGUCCAUUUCCAAUUUCCAAGGUUUGUCAUUUAGUCCAAAAUACUAAUUGGGGAUAAAAUUGGAAAUGGGGCCUCACCUGGGAAAACAUAGGUAUUGAUUUAAAGAAGCACUUUACUGUACCAUGUGACUAAUUGCAGUUCACUCAAAGCUAAAUUUCUGACUGUUGUUGCAGAAUUUUGUAUCGUUUUGUACAAAACAAACCAAGAAAAAAAAAUGCAAUAAAAUGCUUUAAACAUAAA
Messenger RNA from Myxocyprinus asiaticus (Chinese sucker), 5105 nucleotides. It is a transcript of the gene mknk2b, whose product is annotated as MAPK interacting serine/threonine kinase 2b. Lineage: Eukaryota; Metazoa; Chordata; Actinopteri; Cypriniformes; Catostomidae. Gene Ontology annotation, biological process: peptidyl-serine phosphorylation; protein autophosphorylation; intracellular signal transduction. The coding region runs from base 252 to 1679 and encodes 475 amino acids. Gene Ontology annotation, molecular function: ATP binding; calcium-dependent protein serine/threonine kinase activity; calmodulin binding. The record is from RefSeq and is a predicted model, not a curated record. Gene Ontology annotation, cellular component: nucleus; cytoplasm. The transcript has 14 exons.